CAGUGCCAAAAAUGACGAGUCCCAUACUUCCCUUCACGUGAAAUCUUCAUGGCCAGCAAAUCUUUGCUCCUUAAAUAAGAUAUUUUUUGGGUCUAUAAAUAGGAUUUGAGGUUGAUGUACUUCUCCACUGCACCCUUUAGAAAGUAAACUCAACAAGUGAGAAAUAGUGCAUAGCUAAAUAUUUUUCAAAAUGGCUUCAACAAAAAGUUUGCUCUUUUUAGGUCUUCUCCUUGCUCUUGUCCUUCUUGUUUCCUCCCAAGUGGGAGCUCAAAAAGAAAGCAAGGUGAAGGGCGAUGUUGAAGAAGCUCAAUAUGGAGGAGGUGGAUACCCGGGCAACGGGGGCGGAGGAGGGUAUCCCGGUAAUGGUCGUGGUGGUGGACGUAACGGAUACCCAUGGAGAGGUUGCAGAUAUGGUUGCUGCCGCGGAUACCGCUAUGGCCAGGGAUGUGCAAGGUGUUGUGCCACUGCUCAUGAAGCCCCUGAUGCUCGAUUUGAAGAUGAUUCCAAGAAUUGAUCAUAUAUAUUUUCCUUGCUUUGUUUUCUAAAAUGUUGCUUUCCUUUUAACAAAUAAGGCAUGUUGUCUUCAUUGGACUCCUACUAAUUCCAUUGACUGACAUUGCCAAUGCCUGAAUAUUUCACUAUCUAGUGAAAUUUUCAGUGAGUUUUGUGUUUUUCACUCUUUUAAUGAUAUUAUUAUUCACGCAUUUUGGAGUUUUU
Nicotiana tabacum (common tobacco) is the source of this 717-nucleotide messenger RNA. The record is from RefSeq and is a predicted model, not a curated record. NCBI's taxonomy places the organism in Eukaryota, Viridiplantae, Streptophyta, Magnoliopsida, Solanales, Solanaceae.